Molecule: messenger RNA, 1001 nt
Organism: Amphibalanus amphitrite
Lineage: Eukaryota; Metazoa; Arthropoda; Thecostraca; Balanomorpha; Balanidae
Product: sushi, nidogen and EGF-like domain-containing protein 1
Exons: 4
Coding region: 331-804 (157 amino acids)
Source: RefSeq, a predicted model, not a curated record
ACUCUUUGUUGCGACUUUUAAACGCUUGUGCAACUUUUUUACACCGUCAUUUGCUAAGGUUCGACAGCAGACCGUGUUUUGAAAUCAUAAUGUUUUUAAUGUCAUAGCCCUUCGAUACUCAAAUGUCAGUCACUCGGUGUACUUGUCAAAGGCAGAGCAGCUCUGACAGCUGAGCCGGACGAGGCGCUUUUAUUCCGCGGCUGGCGGCGGCUGAGUGUACUGCGGGCUGCUACAGGCGACGCUUCUGGGACUAGGCAAACUAGGCGGUUAUAAAGCGCCUGUCUGCUGCGAACAGGACAGACAGCCGAUAGCCAGAGCACAGUGAUAACCAUGCUGCUGUGGACCGUACUGGGUGUCUUUGCUGCCUGCGGAUUAUCCGCGGCACGCUCUCCGGCGCUGUGCGUGAACCAGCCGUGCCACCCGCCAAACCGCUGCGAGGACCGAGGGCAGGGAGUGUCCGUGUGUGUGCUGCCCAGCCCGCCCACCUGCGCCGCCACGUCGUGUUUCGUCGGCUUCGAUUGUGUUCUUCAGCAGCAGACGUGUCGGUUCCGGCCCUGCAAGCCGCAGCCGACCUGUAUAAAACAGGGCACCAACCCGUGCGGCCUAUGCAUCGCUCCUAACGAGUUUUGCGAGCUGCAGCCGGCCGACGGCUCGCCUCCCACCUGCCGAUUUGUGGUGGAGCCUCGCUGCGACAACAAGCGCUGUCGCUACGGCGAACAGUGCGAGGAGGAGCCGCUGGUUUGUAUCCGCGCUCCGUGCGCGCUGGACCUCCAGUGUCGCCGCCCGUGCGGUCAGCGCGGUUAGGGCGGGACGGUACUGCCAGCGGCAGCAGAGGAGGGCCACGGUGGCAGCGGAUUUUAGUAGACGGGAGGGAGAUGGGAAAAUGUAGGCGAUAAGAAUCGGCGAUGAUGAGGCAUGCUGCCACGAACUAUGGCUGUUGCUGGGCAUACUGAUGUAACGGCGCUUUUAUGAAUGCGAAUGAAUAAAGUUGUUUCAUCUAA